UGUGGACGGACCUGACAGUCCCUCGCCGUCCACUAGCAGUCAGCUGAAUGAGGCAGCUCAGUCCACGCAGAACAUCCACGCCGCUCUCCCGCAGCACGUUUGUCCUCUGACAACAAACAAGGGAUUAUUAUCAUCACACACUACGGGGUUUCUCAGUAAAGUGCCGAGACGAAGGAGGAGAUUCCACAGGCUUUUCAGAAACGCGAUAAAAGACCAACUUCAAGUUGCUUUCUGACUGUCUCUUCAUAAUGCGCUGUUUGGUGGGCCGUCUUAUUUACGUGCCAGUAGAGACAGCUCACUGGAGUCCUAUUUGCCAAGUGAAGGACCGCGUGGUUGGAAACAGCUAAAGCAUUCAGAGGCUCUAUGAAUAGGAGCCUGUCUCUGGAGAGCCUUGCUAAAAUGGGGAUCAUGCCUCCCAGAUAGCAACCUUCUUCUCUCCACUCCCCCUCCCUGCCCCUGGAUCCUUACCUAAAUAUUCCGGAUCCAAAUCCACCACUGCCACCCCUUGUUACCGCAGCCGCCAUGCCACCCAGGAAGAGGACAAGGCCGGGCUUGGGGUUCUUGUGUUGCUUCGGCAGCAGUGAGCCCCCAGAGAUCAACCUGAAGGACAGCGUGCCCUUGCAGCUGCUGGAGUUCAGCGCUCCCAUGCCACCUGCCGAGGAGUUGCAUGCUCGCUUCUCAGAGCUAGUGGACGAACUGGAUCUGACUGAUAAGAACAGGGAGGCCAUGUUCGCUCUGCCCGAUGAAAAGAAAUGGCAGAUCUAUUGCAGUAAAAAGAAGGAACAAGAGGACCCCAACAAACUAGCUACAAGCUGGCCUGACUAUUACAUUGACCGAAUCAACUCCAUGGCUGCCAUGCAGACCCUGUUUGCCUUUGAUGAGGAGGAAAUGGAAAUGCGAAACAAGGUGGUGGAAGAUCUGAAGACAGCACUUCGGACUCAGCCAAUGAGGUUUGUGACGCGCUUUAUUGAGCUGGACGGCCUCACUUGCCUGCUCAACUUCCUGCGCAGCAUGGACUACGAGACCUCAGAGAGCCGUGUCCACACCUCUGUCAUCGGGUGCAUCAAAGCCCUAAUGAACAACUCCCAGGGCCGCUCGCACGUGCUAGCCCACCCACAGAGCAUCAACACCAUCUCCCAGAGCCUGCGGACGGAGAACAUUAAGACUAAAGUGGCGGUGCUGGAGAUACUCGGUGCAGUGUGUCUGGUCCCCGACGGACACAAGAAAGUGUUGCAGGCUAUGGCUCACUACCAGAAAUACGCUGCUGAAAGGACUCGCUUUCAGACGCUGCUGAAUGAGCUGGACAGAAGUACAGGUCGCUACAGAGACGAGGUCAACUUGAAGACAGCCAUCAUGUCCUUCAUCAAUGCCGUGCUUAACGCCGGAGCAGGAGAGGACAACCUUGAGUUCCGCCUCCACCUAAGGUACGAGUUCCUGAUGUUGGGCAUCCAGCCUGUCAUUGACAAGCUUCGGGAACAUGAAAAUGCCACCCUGGAUAGGCAUUUGGACUUUUUUGAGAUGGUGCGCAAUGAGGAUGAUUCAGAGUUGGCCAAAAGGUUUGAUAUGACCCAUGUAGACACCAAGAGUGCCUGUGCAAUGUUUGAGCUGGUUAAAAAGAAGCUGAGCCACACAGAUUCCUACCCACACCUCCUUUCCAUACUCCAACACUGCCUGCAAAUGCCCUAUAAGCGUGGUGGAAGCACCAUGCAUCACUGGCAGCUUCUCGACAGGAUCCUUCAGCAAAUAGUCCUGCAGGACGACAAAGGGGAGGACCCUGAUGUUGCACCUCUGGACAACUUCAGUGUUAAAAACAUAAUUCGCAUGCUGGUCAAUGAGAAUGAGGUGAAACAAUGGAGAGACCAGGCUGAGAAAUUCAGAAAAGAUCAUGUUGAGCUACUCGCCAAACUGGAGAGGAAGGAGCGAGAGUGUGAGACAAAAACCCAGGAAAAAGAGGACAUGAUGAAGACUCUGAACAAGAUGAAGGAUAAGCUCCAACGUGAGGGUGUGGAGCUGCGCUCAGCCAGAGAACAAGUCCUGGAUCUUUCAUCACGCAUCGGUGACUUUUCUGGUGGCAGCGUAUCAUUUCCACCACCUCCUCCGCCUCCUGGUGCACCUGUGGCUCCACCUCCACCUCCAACGAUGGGUGGCUUCCCUCCACCUCCUCCUCCACUGCCUUUCAGCUGCCCACCCCCACCACCACCACCUCCCCCACCUGGCAUCCCACCUCCUCCACCAGGAGCUCCUCCCAUUUUUGGAGUACCACCUCCUCCCAUUGCCUCUUCUUUCAAUUCGGCGAACACGCUCCGCUCCAAGUCCAUCCCUCAGCCAUCUCAUCCGUUGAAGUCCUUCAACUGGGCUAAGAUAGGCGAGCAUAUGAUCAAUGGCACCAUCUGGAAUGACAUUGACGACCUAAAAGCCUUCAAGAUUCUUGACCUCAAGGACAUAGAGAAGAUGUUUUCAGCCUAUCAACGACAACAGGACCUGCUCACUAACCAAUCCUUCAAGCAGAAGGAGACAGGUUCCAUGGAUGAUUUAUAUGUCAGCACAAGGAAAGUCAAGGAGCUGUCAGUCAUAGAUGGCCGACGUGCACAGAACUGUGUCAUCCUCCUUUCAAAAUUAAAAAUGAGCAAUGAAGAGAUCAAGAGGGCGAUCCUAGAGAUGGAUGAGCGAGAAGAGUUGGCCAAAGAUAUGCUGGAGCAGUUGCUGAAGUUUGUCCCAGAGAAGAGCGACAUUGAUCUACUAGAGGAGCACAAACACGAACUGGAGCGCAUGGCCAGAGCAGAUCGAUUCCUUUUUGAAAUGAGCAGAAUUGACCACUACCAACAGAGACUACAGGCUUUGUUCUUUAAGAAGAAGUUUGCAGAGCGCCUUGCUGAAACCAAGCCAAAAGUGGAAGCCAUCUUGAACGCUUCCAGGGAGAUUGUCCGGAGCAAGAGGCUCGCUCAGAUCCUGGAGGUUGUGCUUGCCUUUGGUAACUUCAUGAACAAGGGCCAGAGAGGAAAUGCGUUCGGGUUCAAGGUCUCCAGCCUCAAUAAAAUCGCUGAUACCAAGUCAAGCAUAGACAGGAGCAUCACAAUGCUGCACUACCUGAUCAUGAUCUUUGAGAAGAACUACCCUGACACGCUACACAUCCAGCUGGACCUCAGCACCGUACCAGAGGCUGCAAAAGUCAAUUUGGCAGAAUUAGAAAAAGAGGUGUACAGUAUAAAAAGUGGACUGAAGGCUCUUGAGGCGGAGCUGCACUACCAGCAGCACAGCAGGACGAGGGAACGCGGAGAUAAGUUUGUGGCCGUAAUUGGCGACUUCAUCACCGUGGCUGGCUUCAGCUUCUCUGAACUGGAGGAUCAGUUGAGCGAGGCCAAAGACAAGUUUACCAAAUCUCUAAAGCACUUUGGGGAGGAGGAGGGGAGGAUGCAACCCGACGAGUUCUUUGGGAUUUUCGACACCUUCUUGGGGUCGUUCAGCGAAGCUCGUCAAGACCUAGAAAACAUGCAGCGACGCAAAGACGAGGAGGAGAGGCGGGCACGCAUGGAGGCCAUGCUGAAGGAGCAGCGGGAGCGGGAGCGGCAGGCUAAGAAGAGCGGGGCCACGGAGGAGGUCGGAGGGGAAUUUGACGACCUGGUGUCGGCCCUGCGUUCCGGCGAGGUUUUCGACAAAGACCUGAACAAAUUCAAAAGGAACCGCAAGCGUUCUGUCAACCAGCUGGUGGAGGGCGGCGGGCGCGAACGGGCCGUCACAAAGGUCAACUACUAAGGGGAUGAAAGACGCCUGCUGAGCUCAGCCCCGAUGGUGUGACCAUACGGCAUGUGCCACUUGUCACCCUUGGACGUUAUGUGAUCACAUGAUCCGGACGCAGGGCAGGUGGGAUACUGAGCACAGACCCCUGUGACUUUUGACCUCUGUGCUUCACGCCAUCUGUCACUUCUUCCUGACAAAACCCCUCAAGUUUGUCACAGUCAGUCCCUCUGCACCAACGAAAAGCAAGGAUUGUAAGCUCCUCCACAUCUGGAAAGCAUCUGGAGAAAAUCGACAAAAAAAAAGCAACCUAGCUGACGGUCAUGUGACCUUUCGCGUUGUGCUGCCAUCCAGCAGUGCCAAAACGUGUGCAAGUGUUCUGAAAGCAAACCAGCAAACUGCAAAGGUUGGAAUUUUGUACACAAAAUAUUUCCUGUUGGUGCUCCACUCCUUCAUCGCUACACAUUCUGCGCUUUAAGUUUUAUGUUGUUUGCACUGCAGCUCUUAAUGAAUGCUCAUACUGUGUGUGUGCGUGUGUGUGUGCGCCUGUGUGUGUGUGUGUGUCUGUGUGUGUGUGUGUGUGCUCUCUUUCUACACGCCAACAAACAUGAAGGAAACUGCUUUCCAUGUUUACAACGCUCGCUGCUCAGCUGUCCAAACCUUUUAUUAUGGCUAACCUACAGUGAUUGUUACACUUGCCCUAAAUUUAGCCAGAAAUCCAGUUUUUGGCGCCAUAACCGAGAUCCUGACUACUUUAUUCGCUUCAGUAUCUAUUGAGGCUCCUGUUGUGUACGUCAACACACAUUUUCAAGAUGGCCAAAUGCUGCAAAAAAGGUUGAAGACAAGCAAUGACAAAGAUAUUUUAAUACAUGCAUUUCUACAAAAAACUAAAAAUCUUAGUAAAUGUGGCAAAUGCUGCAAUGUGAGUAGUGGGCUCAGUGCAAAAUGGUUUGCAUGUUAACACUAGAGGGCAGCACAGUGCAGAUUAGAGAUGAACAAGAGCAGUGGUUCUCAAACUUUUUUCACCAACACUUGGCUCUCCAAGUACCACCACAGUGACCAACAUUAAAAUACAGUAGCAUAGCAGGCCUAAGUAUUCAUUAACAACAAUGCAGAGGUUUUAUUUAACAGGUAUAUUUAUUUAUUUGCCACUGUAAGAUUACACAAGAGUUUGAACAGUAACACUGUGUUUGAAUAUUUAGUUAAGUGUACCACAGUUUGAGAAUCCCUGAACUGGUGCACACAAUGCAAGAUGUUGUCAUCCUCUUAUGGUAAUACGUAUUUUCUGCUCCCAGCAAUAUCAAGAGCUGCAGGGCGGUGUAUAAAAUAUUUAGAUUUGCACAGGUUGUAAUAACGUAAAAGUACUGCAACACUGCCUGCUACACCUCCCAAAGCACUUGAUUGAACAAGCACUCGGUGUAAAAUCCUCAUUUACUUUAGACAAGAGUAUAGACGAAGACACCAGUAGUAGACUUAAAACGUUGUUGAUGUGUAUGUUGUAAUGUUUGUCCGUCGUCGUGACCACUUACUCACCUGGAAGUGCCUCCUGAAGUAGCAUUCCUCUUUCCGCGUGGUGCUGCUAAUGUAUGUACAGUACUGGCUGGUAUUUAAAAGUUUGGAAAGUAAUAAAGCCAGCAAACUUUGAAUCAUUUUGGUGCCCUGAAGGGGAACUUGUGAGUGUGUCCCACAGCCGUCUCAUCCAUAGUUUUGUUACGAAGAAAUAUGGCAGCACAGUGAGGAUCUUGGGAUUCGAUUAACCUUCCUUAAUGUUGAGAAAUGUUCCUUUAAAAAAAAACACCACUUUAACCAGCAAUGUCUGUAUAUUUCAGCUGGUCUUUUUUUUCCUACCCUCCUUUAUCUCUCCAGUUAAUCAGUUAGUAUAUCAAACUUUGGCAAAACCUUUAAUCCAGAGCUUUAACCAAUAUUCUAGUACAAACUAUUUACUGAGGGGUUUUGCAACAUUGUCAGUAUUAUUAUUAUUAUGUUUGUGUGUUCCAUGUUUGGAUGUUUAUUAUUAGGCCAUUGACUGGCUGAUUUUUGGAGUGUAAAGAUGGAAAUCAAAUUAGUAUCUUUUUCAAUGCACUUUUAAUAUGGGACAUUUCCAUUUGCAAACAAUGUUUUGAGGUAUUAGACUUUUUUGAACUGAGAAGGGUGCAGCAAAAUAGUGUCAAAUGUAGAAAAAAAGAAGAAAAGGAGUAAGUGAGGUUUUGGAAUCCGGCUGGGCCGCUGGAGAAAAAAAGAUUGAAUGGAAGUAAGGAGACGGUGGAGGACACUGACUUUACAUGUCUGUGUUGAAUGAUGGAAUGUGUAGUUUUCUGUCCAAACGUGCACUUGGCAUCAGCCUGCAUGCCCAAAGAAGCGUGCACACUGUGUGAUGUUAUGACUUAACCUUGCUUGUGGUAUUAAAAACAAACAAACAAAAACAUCACUUUGUACUGCCUGAGAAACAUUACACACGUUUUUUAGGCUGGAUCUGUAUGAAGAGUCAGUAUUUUUAUGGUUGGAAAAAGAAAACGUACCCUUCACAAAAACAUGUACAGUUAGAAAAACAAGUAUUUUGUACACCAUUCUUGAUGUUUGAGAUCGAAUUAAAACACAAUUAAAACAUUGAGGAAUGUUGCAUUUUCCUGUGAAUUGUACCUCCUAUUUAUUUGCCUUAUUUAGUUUCAUAUAUUUUGUGUGUACACACAGCAUUAUGGAAAAAAUGAUAUAUGAAUAAUAAAGUAUGGUCUGUUGUCACGGUUGAUAUAGUUGUGAGACCUGUUUGAGAAUGAGCUUUGUUUUUAAUUUCUAAAAAUGUAUUUUUCUUUUGUAUUUUGCUCACCCGGUGUCCUUUUUGUAGGAUUACAAUAAAUGUGUGUCCAUUCCGGAGUAAAGUAAAAAGUUAAAUAAACUGCUCAAAAAAUAAAUAGAACACUUAAAAACCACAAUGUAACUCCAAGUCAAUCACACUUCUGUGAAAUCAAACUCUCCACUUAAGCAACACUGAUUGACAAUCAAUUUCACAUGCUGUUGUGCAAAUGGAAUAGACAGCCUGUAGUAUUUUUCCACUUUACUGUUGAGUGUGACUCCAAAUCCAGACCUCUAUGGGUUAAUACAUUAGAUUUCCAUUGAUACUUUUUGUGUGAUUUUUGUUGUCAGCGCAAUCAACUCUGUAAAAAACAA
Molecule: messenger RNA, 6900 nt
Organism: Entelurus aequoreus (snake pipefish)
Lineage: Eukaryota; Metazoa; Chordata; Actinopteri; Syngnathiformes; Syngnathidae
Product: disheveled-associated activator of morphogenesis 2-like
Exons: 29
Coding region: 523-3753 (1076 amino acids)
Biological process (GO): actin cytoskeleton organization; regulation of non-canonical Wnt signaling pathway; positive regulation of canonical Wnt signaling pathway
Molecular function (GO): small GTPase binding; actin binding
Source: RefSeq, a predicted model, not a curated record